Messenger RNA from Drosophila navojoa, 1930 nucleotides. RefSeq names its product F-actin-capping protein subunit alpha (gene cpa). The record is from RefSeq and is a predicted model, not a curated record. Gene Ontology annotation, molecular function: actin filament binding. NCBI's taxonomy places the organism in Eukaryota, Metazoa, Arthropoda, Insecta, Diptera, Drosophilidae. Gene Ontology annotation, cellular component: F-actin capping protein complex; cortical cytoskeleton. Gene Ontology annotation, biological process: barbed-end actin filament capping; actin cytoskeleton organization.
AAAUACCAAAUGAAAAACUCUGUCAUCGUCAUCGUUCAUUGUCUUUUCAUUAAUUGCUUGAAAAAGUAGAAAAAGGCCGGAUUAACUUUUAUACGGGUAGAAAAAUUAAGUUUCAAACAUUAUUGGCGGAAACACAUGCCAGUAGCAACUGCCUUGCACACCCAUAUACACGUACUGUGCAAUACUGCGAUAGUUUAACAUCACCAACAGCAACAACAAUAACAACCUAAAAACCAAACACUGCCCCGAAUUCGUGAAUCACCAAACGAAAGAAUGGAACAAACACAGAUUACAGAUGCGGAAAAGGUUCGCAUUGUCUCCGAGUUCAUACUGCAUGCGCCGCCCGGUGAAUUCAAUGAGGUAUUCAACGAUGUCCGCGAGCUACUGAAGAACGAUUCCUUGCUGAAGGAUGGCGCCAGCCACGCCUUCUCCCAAUACAACAAGGACCAACUAACGCCCGUGCGGGUCGAGGGCAGUGAACACAAUGCGAUCAUCUCCGAGUAUAAUGAUUUGGGGAAUGGUCGCUUCUUUGAUCCUCGCACAAAGCAAUCGUUUAAGUACGAUCACCUACGGAAAGAGGCUUCCGACUACCAGGAUCUGAAGGUAGAUGCCAAUGCAGAAUCGUGGCGAGCUGCUCUUGAUCUAGCUGCCUUAGCAUAUACCGCCAACCACUAUAGGCACGGCGUGUGCUCAGUGUUUGGAAAGUCUCAGGGAAAUCAAAUAACUCUGACCAUUUGCAUUGAGGAUCAUCAGUUCCAGCCGAAGAACUAUUGGAAUGGCAGAUGGCGUUCGCAGUGGCACGUUAGCUUCCAACCUGGGUGCGGCCUGGCGGAACUGAAGGGCGUGCUGAAGGUGCAGGUGCACUACUAUGAAGAUGGCAAUGUUCAACUGGUGUCAUCGAAGGAUUGCCGCGAGAGCGUUGUUGUCUCCAAUGAACAGCAGUUGGCCAACGAGGUCAUUCGCCUGAUUGAGGAGGCGGAGAACGAGUAUCAGCUGGCCAUCUCGGAGAACUAUCAAACUAUGUCGGACACCACAUUCAAGGCGAUGCGGCGACAGCUGCCCAUAACCAAAACCAAGAUUGACUGGAGCAAAAUCGUAUCGUACAGUAUUGGUAAAGAGCUAAAGACGCAAUAAGAACAGGAGCAGCAAGCGGAAGCCGGUGGCACGCCAAUAUCCCCGUUGCCCAUGGCAGUGCCGGCGCAGUCGCAGAUCAAGAGACCCAACAGUCUUCCACUUGCAAUGGCCAAGCGAGAGUAGUGAACGGAGCAGAAACGGAGAUCGCAGCCAGAACCAUAUAUAUACACUAUCUAUUUACGAUCGUUAAAUGUUGGCGCUUAUGUAAUAACUGUCUUUAAUUUGCUUAUCCUUUACACAACACAACACAUGCAUCAAUACUUAACUACUACAUCUACAUACAUAUACGUGCACAGUGCAUACAUUUCUUAUCUGUUAUAUUACGAUGAAAGUGGAUAUGUAUAUAUAUAUAUAUAAACGAAACAUACACCAACACACUCACACACAAUACGCAUACUAUGUGCACAUAUUCGUGUAUGUGCAACACAAUGUAUCAAAUCAAUUAAACUUGGAUGAUUGUCCUCAGCUCGAACCUGGAUCAUAGUCACAAUCGCCACCAACAGUCGCCUUUAUCGUUUAAUUAAGCGCGUGUUUUUAAUUCUAAUAAUAAUAAUAAUGAUAAUAAUAAUAGAAUGCAUGUACUUUCAAUAAUGUAUUAUAAAUUUAUAAGAGCAUCGGUCCAUUUAUGUAUGUAACCCUUGUCUCUCUAUCUCUCACUGAAGCUGGCAUCAGUUAGAUCUUAAGCGACAGCACCUUGCAAGCAAACAGUAACAGUAUAAACGAUUUAUAUACAAUCUUUUUUAAAAAACGAACAAUAAUUCUAUGCAUUCAAUAAACACACCUACGCAAUUGCAAG